Anopheles moucheti is the source of this 1429-nucleotide messenger RNA. RefSeq names its product D-beta-hydroxybutyrate dehydrogenase, mitochondrial. Bases 137 to 1264 code for a protein of 375 amino acids. NCBI's taxonomy places the organism in Eukaryota, Metazoa, Arthropoda, Insecta, Diptera, Culicidae. The transcript has 7 exons. The record is from RefSeq and is a predicted model, not a curated record.
GUGAAGGUGAGUGCAGUGUGAAGGAGUUCUUUUAUUUUAUUAAAAAAGAAGUGCUAAAUUGUGCUGGAUUGCGAGACAGAAGGUGAAUUUGUUAUUUGUGACCUUGACGUUCAACGCAUAAAACACGUGUGCAGCUAUGCAGCCCAACUUAACGAAUAAGCGUCUGUCCAUCUGCGGGUGGAAAAAAAGUGGCAACGAGAAAUCGAAGCUGGUACCAUGGGAUGUGAUCGAUCGGUUGGUGGUACCGAUUAUUUGCUGUCACGCUGCGGCAAUUCUCAUUUCCGGUGCGCUGAAUUUGCUGCGAAUUUCCCAAGUGUCAGCGUUGGUCCUGUUCAUCCUGUUCACCAUCCUGACCGUCAGCGGUGUGUUCUUCUACCACAGCCUCACGAUUUCGCCACUGGGAAAAGCUGUCCUCAUUACCGGCUGUGAGUCACCGCUGGCUCGUGCCCUUGCCAAGUAUCUGGAUGACCUUGGGUUCACCGUAUUUGCGGGCUUCAAGAAGCUGCAGGACAGUGACGAUGCGAUCACAAUGAAGGAAGCUUCCUCCGGGCGUCUGAAGCUGCUCCAGCUGGACGUGACUAGCGAGGUCGAGAUGUUGGAAGCAUCGCUUUACAUCGCCCAACAUCUGCCAGCCGGCGAGGUGGGUCUGUGGGCGUUGGUGCAUUGCGAACUCUGGAAUGCACUCGGCGAACUGGAAUGGGUGCCGUUUCCCGUCCUGCGAAAAUCGUUCGACGUUAACGUUCUCGGUGCCUCACGGUUGACACAGAUCAUGCUGCCACUCAUCCGCAACGGUAAGGGUAGAAUCGUGUUCCUGUCGUCGGCUCUCGCCCAUCUGCCGUCGCCGGUGCGCGGUGUCCUCUGUGCGACCCAGGCCGCUAUUGAAGGAUUCGCCGUAUGUCUACGGAAGGAGCUGACGCCCCGUCAGGUGGGUGUGUCGAUCGUUUGCGCUAGCGAACUGACGGCCGGCGAUGCUUGGCUGGACGAUAAGGAUAUGCGCGAUCAGGCCAAAACCAUGUGGGCCCUGCUGAGCGAGGAGCAGAAGAAUGCGUACGGUGAGGAUUACUUCGAACAGGCGAUUCGUUCGCUAGAACCUUUCUGCUACGGAGAUGGAGAUUUUCAAGCCACCGUUCGUGCGUUGUCCGAUGCGAUCGUCCGCACGUUUCCGGUGUUUCGUUACACGCCAUUGACGUGCAAGGAAAAGUUUCAAAUCAUCGCUGCCGAGUAUAUGCCAAGCUUGCUGUACGACAUUCUGUUUAAAGCUUAGUCGCGUGCAGGGUAUGUAGUUGGUGUAGAGAUGCUUGUACUCGUGUCGCUAGUCAUUUGAUGUUCCCUGCUAGGAUGUGAUGUAGCAUUGCUUAAGGAGUAGAAACCAAUCCUCUGUAAUAAACAUGAUUUUCUUUGUUUGCUUAGCAACUAGUAAACAUAUAAG